This is a messenger RNA of Haemonchus placei, 1104 nucleotides long. The record is from the annotation of a GenBank genome assembly. NCBI's taxonomy places the organism in Eukaryota, Metazoa, Nematoda, Chromadorea, Rhabditida, Trichostrongylidae.
AUGUCUCCUCAUAGAAAACGACACAGUGCCUUGGUUCCUGAUGCAGCAACAAAAAGGCGCAGAGGCGAUGAAAAACCCGCCGACAAGGGCGUGUUUGAAGCGCAUCUCGAACACUUAUCCCAGACUUCAGAAGCUGAUAGCACUUCUUCAAGAGAACGGGAAGAGCUCGAGGAAGGUCUUGGUACUACCACCUCUAUCGCUUUCCAGGUAUUCGACAUCGAAACGUAUCAUGAACAAGGCUCAGCCACAUCGUUUGACCGGACAAACGUGAAGCUCUAUGGUGUCACGAAAAGAGGCAACUCUAUUUGUGCGAUUGUAGUAGACUAUUUCCCUCAUUUCUAUUUCCAGGCUCCCGAAGGUUUUGCCGGCGAACAUUUGGAUGUUGCUCAAAGGAAUCUAAACAACGCAAUCGCUACUUCGAUGCGACGGGCUAAUUCAAAUCUUCAAUUGUCUUCCGUUGUUGUGGACAAUUUAGUGCACUUAAGUAUCGUUAAUGGAGAAAAUAUUUAUUAUUACCGGGGCUCUGAGAAAAAGUAUCCCUUUAUUAGAGUCUCUGGAUCCAUCCUAGCUUUGAAUAAAGCUAAACAAGAGUUGAAAAGCAGUGGCUUUUCGUAUGGUGCAGGACCAGUUCAGGUGGGUACUCUGUUUGAGGCAAACAUAGAUACCGAGGUGAAGUUCAUGGCCAGCAGUGGUAUUGUGGGCUGUGGAUGGGUAGAAAUUCCAGUGGGUAAAGCUGUAAUCGUCACGGAAAAAAUAAAAACUUCGAGAUGCCAACUAGAGGUUGUGGUCAAGCAAAAAGAUCUGAUACCCCAUGAUCCGGAAGGCGAGUGGGCCGUUGUUGCUCCUAUCCGCACUUUAUCGUUUGAUAUCGAAUGCAUGGGACGUCGUGGAGUGUUUCCGGAUGCAACCGAAGACCCAGUAAUCCAAAUUGCCAAUAUGGUCAAGAUGAGUUUAUUUUGCUUGCUGAUGGAAGGAGAAACCGAACCAUUCAUACGAAACUGUUUCGUGUUGGGUUCUUGUGCUCCAGUCAUUGGCUCUGAAAUCAUUCAAUGCGAAAGUGAAGAAGAAUUGCUAGGGAAGUUAGUUCUCUAUGACGCCACCUAA